This is a messenger RNA of Priapulus caudatus, 6233 nucleotides long. RefSeq lists its product as uncharacterized. Lineage: Eukaryota; Metazoa; Priapulida; Priapulimorpha; Priapulimorphida; Priapulidae. The record is from RefSeq and is a predicted model, not a curated record. Bases 162 to 4466 code for a protein of 1434 amino acids. Gene Ontology annotation, cellular component: cell periphery; cell septum. Gene Ontology annotation, molecular function: chitin synthase activity. The transcript is spliced from 21 exons.
UUGGGAUGGAUUAGUCACGUCAUUCCGCACCAAGCGGACAACGCGUGAACAAGAGUCAUACAGCUGGCACAGUCACGUAUAUCGCUGGAACACAUCCGCAUGUCCGGCGACAACUCAUCUCAUAUACUCUACUAAAUUAUCUACAAGACUUGCACGACAACAUGCCUCAUCAACAGCAGAAUAGCACCAGUGAUGAGGAAGCGCAUGAGAAAUGGGACUCGUUCAACAUGGAGACGGUGAUGCAGAGAGCAGGGGUGAAUGAGCGGUCGGUGAUGCUGAUGGUGACCAGAGUGGUCAAGGUCAUCGUCUACAUCGUCGUCUUCAUCAUGAUGACGGUCUGCGCCACAAGUUCAAAGGUCAGCCUCAUCUACAUGACGUCACAGCUCGGCGAGCCGGGCCCGGAGGCUGAUGCGCUGUCUGGGAAGCGCAUGUUUGCGGGGGAUGGGCCAUCGCCGAUCUGGUACUGGAUGAUCUGGGUGGCUGUCUCCGUUCCUCACCUGUUCGCGUUCUAUCGCUGCGGGAUGAUCGUAGCAUUCAGGCGAACAAAGUGGCCAUCGCGAACCGCAUUCUUCGUGGCGUUACUUAUGGAGACUGCGCACACCUGCGGGAUAUCGCUAAUGGUAUUCAAGAUGCUUCCCAGACUAGGAGCGCACGUCGGUGUGCUGCUGACGGCAGCAGUGGCGCUCCUGCCGGCCAUCCUUCUCUUCAUCUUCCGCAUCUGCGCGCUUCCGGGGCUUCGCUCUGCAGCGAUGCUCGUUGGUGAUCUUCUAGCGCUACUCAUGCAGGCGAGCGUGUUCGCGUGGCUCGCUCUCUACACUGCAGACCCGGAGACGAUCUGCUGGGUAGUGGUGUCGGUCGCUCUCGUCUCCGUCGGGCUGUGGGAGGUGUUCGUCAAUGAGAACGCACCUCGUCGGCUGCUGCGUGGACUCAUCGAUGUGAAGAGAGAGCUGAACGCAAACAGGCACAAAACCUACUUGCUGUUGAGCAUCUGGAAGAUUUGCCUUACGUUCGCCUUUACGCUCUUCUUCGGCAUCACGACGUUCGGAAAAACAUCGUUCUUUCAGCCGAUGUCGCACGCGCCGCGCGAAACCGACGAUGGCUCUUCGGUAGAUGGUGCCAGGGUGCUGUGGGGCGUGCUGGUGCACGUGCUGUCGUCGAGCGUCGGCUAUCUCGUAGCGGCUUUUUCGCUGCGCUCCCAAAUGCAGAUUGUCGGCUUCACGAUUCCGCUAGUAGCCAGCCAAUUAAUCUCCAUCGUCGCUGUCUUCCUGCUGUCCUGCGUGGACGAGGCGGACCUGGCAGUGAACGACUGGCGCGGAAUCACGAUGUGCAGCGAGCUACCAGAACUCAUCAAGCGCCUGUUCGUGGAGAGAUACGCGUGGAUGUCCGUCUUCUGGUUCGCAUCCUUUGUCUGGAUAACAGGACACGUUUGGUUUCCGCGCUCGAACAGAAUGGCCAAGUCACACACGUUAUUUUCGAGACCCUUUUAUUGCAACGUUCUUUUUGCUGAAAGUCUUCUACUGAAUCGCAUCAACGAGCGAAACAUUUCUGAAUGCCGACCUAUAAAUGCUGUCGUGGGUAGCUACGUGGAGCGACUUGCUAUAGACCUAAAGCAGCCGCAGUUGUCCAGAAACGUCCACAAGCUGAUAGAGGAGGCGCCGAGCAAACCCGAAGAUGCACCAAGAUCAGAGCGGCGACCGACGAAGAUCUACAUGUGCGCCACCAUGUGGCACGAAAAUACGAACGAGAUGCUUCAACUGAUCAGAUCUAUCCUAAGCCUCGAUAAAGAUCAGAGUGCAAGACGUUUGGCUAUGAAAUAUUUCGAGAAAGACCAUCCUGAUUAUUAUGAACUUGAAGUUCACAUCAUGUUUGACGACGCAUUGGAAGAAACUGCAGAAGGCGACACUAUCAAUGAGUUUGUUGUUGUGUUUAUAGAGACGCUGCUUGACGCCGUGCAAUCUUUCACGAAUGAAACCACGGAUGACUUGCCAUCGGUGAAGAUUCCAACACCACACGGAGGUCGCGUUGAGUGGACACUGCCCGGCGGUACACCGCUAGUGCUGCACCUGAAGGAUAAAAAGCUCGUAAAACGGCGAAAGCGAUGGAGUCAGGUCAUGUACAUGUACUACCUACUCGAUCUGAAACUACGAAGUACGAUAGUUGACUGUAGCCUGCAGGAGCAGCAUGACGUCACGGGAAGAACGUUCGUGCUAGCCGUCGACGGUGACUCUAACUUCGAGCCUGCCUCCGUAUUGAAACUGGUCGAUCUAUUGAAGAUGAACGAUAAUAUCGGUGCAGCAUGCGGCCGCAUCCAUCCUAUUGGAUGGGGACCGAUGGUAUGGUACCAACAGUUCGAGUACGCGAUCGGACAUUGGUUCCAGAAGGCAACCGAGCACGUACUGGGAUGCGUGCUCUGCAGCCCUGGCUGCUUCAGCUUGUUCCGCGCAAGGGCGCUUAUGUGUCCCAACGUGAUGGGGAAGUACAGCAAGAUCGCCCGAACAGCGAAGGCUCACUUUCAAUCUGACCAAGGGGAGGACCGCUGGCUGUGCACUCUGCUGCUACACGAGGGUUAUCGCGUGGAGUACUGCGCAGCCGCAGACGCGAUGACCUACUCACCCGAGAAUCUUGCGGAAUUCUUCAACCAGCGAUGUCGCUGGAUAUCGUCGACCCUGGCUAACAACCUCGAUCUGAUUUUCGCUGGCAGAUUGUUUGUGCGAUACAACGAUACCUUCUCGUGGCUAUACAUUGCAUACCAAGCCGUCAUCUUCUGCGCUGGUCUCGUCGCCCCUUCGGUCAUCAUCUGUUUCCUGGUCACUGCAUGUGAGGAGGCAAUACAUUCAUUUGAUGACGCGCAAUACGGGCUCUGGAGGUCGGUGGUGUUCGUUACACUACCCGUGGUCAUUCACAUAAUUAUCUCAUUGAAGUACAGUAAAGAAGUACAGCUGAAAAUGGUCGCCCUCCUCACGAUCUUUUACGGCAUUAUAAUGUUGAUCGUUGCCAUUGGACUGAUUGCGCAGAUGUGCGUUGCCUCGGAGGUUACGCCCAUUCAUUAUUUGAUGGGAGCUGUCUUUGUACCGUUUAUCGUGGGUGGGAUAUUUCAUCCUAACGAGGCAUGGUGCCUCGCCCAGUUCGUGUGGUAUUGGCUGACAAUACCUACGAUGUUCGUACUACUCUACAUAUACACUGGUGCAAACCUACACGAUGUUAAAUGGGGCACACGAGAGAAGAAACAGACAGAUGCAGAAAAGAAAGAAGAAUUGGAACUCGAUAUGGCAGAAAAGAAAGGCGCCAAAGAAGAUGUGAAAGACCAGCCGGAAACCGCAGUGGCUUCCACUACAGGAAUUUACGCCAAGACUGCCGCGGUCGUGUCCAUGAGUUUCAAUGACUACUUUCACUGGAUGUGCUGCUUAUACAAAACUACAGAUAGCGACGUCUUACAAGAAGUCGAGAUCAAGGAACGGAUGGAUAAAUUCACCGACCGAGUGAGUUGUUUGAUGGAGAAGCUCGAUAUGCCCAAGAUUUCAGACGAGGAAGAAGAAAAGGUACUGGGCGACGUCAACGUGGAAACGGAGGUACCAAAGAAGGAAACGAAGAUAUACAAUAAGGAUGCCUCUGCGGCUAGGGAAGAAUACGAAAUGGCUAUACGUGAACCUAAACCGACGGCGAUAGUUGCAAAGGUACGCCAUUUGCUGGUGAAUCCUUAUUGGCUAGACCACCCGAAGCUGGAAGGUGCGCGAUUGCGGUUGGCUUCUAAACAUGAGGUCGCAUAUUGGAAGCUUCUGCUUCAGCGCCACCUAGCGCCGCGAGAGGAAGAUAAAGAGCAAGUAGCGAAGCUGAAGCGGGAGCUGCGACGCGUGCGUAACCUGGGCUCGGCGGCCGUGCUCGGCCUCAACCUGCUCUUCAUCACCUUCCUCUUCUUCGUCGACAUCAACCCGGGCUUCGAAGUCGCGUGGCCGUUCUCCGACGACGACGUCGAAUUCAGCAUCGUGACGGCCGUCUUCGCCCUCUUCUUCGUCGGAAUUCUCGUCUUGCAGACGUUCGGCAUGGUCUACCACCGCGUCGGCACGUUCAUGCACGUCAUGGCGACGACGACCAUCUUCCCGACAGCCGACCGUCGGCCGUCCGCCGACGACGAUCUCACGGAGAACGGGGUGGUUUACGCCGACGCCCUACAGGAUCUUUCCACGGGCAUGUGGCCGGACGAAAGCGAGGCUCGGAUUUCAGCGGACGCCAUCUUAGAUACGGGAGGCAGCAGCAGCAGCAGGAGGAGGAGCAGGUACGAGUCGCCUGCGGGAGAGUCCCCGACCUGCUACGAGCAGGUGUUUCUGGAUAGAGCUCGAAAUCUGUCGAAGAGCGGCCGCGGAAUCGGCGCAGCGAAGCUUCCCGACAAGAGACGACGAUCGAAGCGAGACGAGACAGCGGACGCCAUCUGGCGGAGAGUGUCGAGCAAGAGUGGUGAUAAAUCCUAAACAAUAAGUAACGGUAUGUGGUGAACGCUGUUCCGGCGGCGAAUUUUCGCGUCCCGGCGGCGAAAAUUCGCGUCCCGGCGGUUCGUGGGUGUGAGACCACAUCAGAAGCUACGAUACGAUAAGAUAUACCAAACUCAGGCCGAGACUUUUGUCAACGUUGAAUGCGUGAUUUAGAAACCCUAUUAAUUGUUCUAAUACAGUAGAUAGGAGUUUAAUGAAAACGGGUCAAGGUCAACGAAUAUGAAUUAGGUUAUUGACUAUAAAAUACAAUAUACCAUUAAGGAAAAUUCUGCAGUCAACUUUCGCUAUUAAAAAUCUGAUAUUUCGCGUGUUAUAAUCGGCACUUCUAUUAUGAUUUCUGAACUAAAAGGCCCAAAUAAGUUGACGUCAUUAUCUGACAGCAUACGCCACAUAUGUACACAUGUACGUACGUAUGUACCACACUAUACUACCGGUAAACGCGUGACGUGAUUCGUAUAGACACUGAUCUCAAUGAUAGAUGCGCUUGCUCUCGAGAACAUGCUAGAUUGGUUACGUACCAUAUUCCAGAUAGACUGAUUGGAAAACAAGCUGGCUAUACUUCUGGGUGCCAUUAGCGAUAUAUAUAUAUGGUAUGCGAUCUCCCACGCGUGUUAGAAACCCUACAGAUAUAGGCCCUAUAUAUUCUCUACAUUAUUACGUAUUUUCACAUAUUAUACUAUAGGUGGCGCUGAUAUACAAUAUUGCGUGCUGCGCGUGGUUGGUUGGCAGCGUCUCAAGGACGAGUGCAUUUACCUUGGCACGGCGUGACGUCGUGUCGGUACCAUUAUCACGAUGAAUGAGCGACGUAUAGCCGCAGGCACGGCGAUCCUCCGUCUAGUAUGUGCACGCAUAAUCAAAAUGCUCGAAAUCUCUUUUCUAAUAGCGUGAGCAUUCUCGAUGAGGAAUCAGCAAAUAUAUUCAAUUACGAACCCUAUACGUGCAAACGAUCUGCUACAAUAUACUAUUUAUUAUACGAUCCCGAACUACAACUAAUUAUUUUACAACUACAAUUUAUUCAGUCGCGUAUUCAUCAGGUAUUCCUAGGUAUAUCUGGCUCAGGUUCGGUGCUUUCACAGUGACGCAGAUGACACGGGAUGAUGGAAGGGUUGAACCUGCAGGGGUGUUAACGUAAAAUCUAGUAGUGUAUAGGUAAUAGCUCAACACUCGUAUGUCCAUAAAUAUCCUCUUUGAACAUCUCACUAGAGAAUGCGUUAUCCGCGCUUGGGCGCUAUUAAUAAACGAUUUAAUUUACCAAAUUCACCACGUACGUGUGACUAACACCUUUUCUAGUUACCGAAUAACGCUGGAACGCGCCCUGCACACUAUAUUCGCGCAGUGAGUCGUAAAAUUAAAUUGGUAGGUUACUCAUAAGUUGCUACUCGGCUGGCCAUUGUGUCCCAGUGGUUGGCUUAGCAACGCUAGCGCCAAAAUCUCCAGUAGAGGUAUGCUUAUGCCGCUCGUGCCUCGUGGUGAUCACGUGCGAUUGUGCAUGUCACUGUGACUUGUGUGUACGCACUGUAUACGGCUUGCAUGUUUUUUCGUUACUACGAUCGGUAUUGUGUUUGGGUUUUGCUGUGGAAAACAGUUUACUUCAUCUCUUAGUAUGAAUAUCCUGUGACGAAAAAAAGAUGUGGUAACAUUCCCGCUGGUAUCACGAUGCAUGACGUAACGUCUAUAUCGUAGCCAUUUUGAAUAAAUUGGUGCAACUGAUCUUCGUGGUGAAGAGAUGUUACUGACAGACACUGA